This is a messenger RNA of Medicago truncatula (barrel medic), 1668 nucleotides long. RefSeq names its product NAC domain-containing protein 40. The transcript has 4 exons. Gene Ontology annotation, biological process: regulation of DNA-templated transcription. Gene Ontology annotation, molecular function: DNA binding. NCBI's taxonomy places the organism in Eukaryota, Viridiplantae, Streptophyta, Magnoliopsida, Fabales, Fabaceae. The coding region runs from base 351 to 1499 and encodes 382 amino acids. The record is from RefSeq and is a predicted model, not a curated record.
UGACAUGAUUAAUAAAAGAAAGAAAGAUAAGAAAAACCUGAAGAAAGAAACGGUGGUAGAAAGCAGUAUUGCACGUGGGUGGUGACACAUUGACAACACAGAAAAUAGAACCGCACCAUUCCUCUUCUUUGUCUUUACUCAUUCUUUGCCGACCCUUCCCAUACCCCCACUUGCCUUACCUUGCCACCCUUAACCAAGCAAGCAAAGAACAAUCACAAUCAACCUUUGCAACAGGUUUUGUAUAUACUACUAACUUAAACCUUAAUUAAACCCUAGCUAACUAGCUCCUUUAUUAUUAUAUUAUUAUUAUUAUUAUUAUUUGUGUGUUGAGGAGGAAAAAAUAUAGGAAGAUGGAGAUUGUUGUUUCAAAGGAAGCUCAGAUGUCUAUUGCUGCUUCAUCUAUGUUUCCUGGUUUUAGAUUCUGUCCUACUGAUGAAGAGUUGAUUUCUUAUUACCUUAGAAAAAAAUUAGAUGGUCAUGAAGAAAGUGUUCAAGUUAUUUCUGAGGUUGAGCUUUGUAAAUAUGAACCUUGGGAUUUACCAGCCAAAUCAUUCAUUCAAUCAGAUAACGAGUGGUUCUUCUUCUCUCCUCGUGGAAGAAAGUAUCCAAAUGGUUCACAAAGUAAAAGAGCUACCGAUUGUGGCUAUUGGAAAGCCACUGGAAAAGAGCGCAACGUGAAAUCGGGUUCUAACGUCAUAGGUACGAAGCGAACUUUGGUGUUUCACUUAGGCCGUGCCCCUAAAGGAGAAAGGACAGAAUGGAUUAUGCACGAGUACUGUGUCAGUGACAGGUCUCCGGAUUCUUUGGUUGUUUGUCGUCUCAAGAGGAACACGGAGUUUCGUGUUAACGAUGCUUCAAAUAGAGCUUCUUCAAGUCAAAUAAAUCCUGUACAUUCACAUGAAAGUGAUUGUGCUGGUCAAAUAAACCCAGUAAAUUCACAUGAAAGUAAUUGUGCUAUCUCAGAAGGCGGUACUGAUCAUAGAGAAAGGGGUAUCUGUGAACAAGAAAAGGAGGUUGAUGGUAGUUCGAAACGGGGAAGCAGCAGUUAUGGUUCAGCUUCAAUGGAACAAAUUGAUUCUAUGUCUGAAUCAAAUCAGCGACCAGCUAAUGACGGUUUUUUGACAGACUCUUCGGGCCAGCUAAAGAUGGAUGAAGAGGAUUGUUAUGCUGAGAUAUUAAGGAAUGAUAUCAUAAAAUUAGAUGAAUCAUCAAUGUCUCAAGGAGCUCAAACAAGACCAAAUAACCUUGCACAUUCUCAUCCAUGCCAAGGCACUGCACAACGGAGAAUACGAUUAAGGGUUCCGAAAUCAACGCAUUCUCAACCAGGAGCUCGUUUCUCAAAAACAAUGCACCAGUCCAAGAGUAGCUUCAUUGCCAGAAUGACGAACCGUUUGAUGAUAUUUGCUUUCUUCGUUUUCACUCUCACGGCUAUAUUAUUUUGGUCUUCAUUGGGUGGUCACAAACAAGUUAGAAAUAUUGUAGGAAAAUUUCAGGUGUAAAUUGUGAUUAGUACUAUCCAAGUUUCUAAAUUCCAUUGCUGUUGUACCGCGCAGCGGCCAUAGGGAAUCUAAAUUCACUAAACUGGGUUUAAGAGGACUGAUAAAUUUUUAGAACAAUUUCCUCUACUUCACCUUUAUGAUAUGGCUCUGGAAGUGUAUUUUUGGAUAA